AUUCAGCCUCGUUUGGAGUUGAACCAAUCAUUUAGUGCCACACCUUGCGCCCCUCACCCUAGUCGAUACGAACAAUGCAUCGAAUAUCAAGAGAGGAAAUCAGAAACCCAUAUCCUCCACCACCUCAACGAUCAAAUCAUGAAUCCUAGCGUGUUGGAAGACUGUCCUGUCUGCCAUAACUUUCAGCCAGAACUGGAAGAAAAUACCAAGCGCGACUCUCACAGCCGUCUAUGGAAUGUCGGCUAUCAUAGGAAGAUACCAAUCAAUGCAGCGGGUGAGGCUGGCUUUUCAAUUGAGGUAAAAGUCACUGAGGCCCGCAACCAAGCAUCCAACGGCUGUAAUGGGUGUAUGCUACUAUAUCAAGGAUAUCUUCAGUGUCUGGAAUUCACGCCCAAUGCAUUGAAGGACGAAAACCGGAUGUAUAUUAUAGUGAGAUCCGCUCCAGGGCAAGCGAUGAAUUGUUCCUUACGUGCGCCACUCGCACGACCACGUUGUGCUCGAAAUUGGGGGGAUUUCCAGAUACUCGCUGUUGAUGAUUGGUAUCUUUCGUGGGUGCAGGAGUGCCUUGAGAAUCACCCGAAAUGCCAGAGACCGUCUGCCAUGCCUACACGGCUGAUUGACCUCGGGGAAGAUGAUAAAGCAGUCAUGUGCCUCCGGGACGAUGUAAAUCAGAUAGCUCCAUAUAUUGCCCUUAGUCAUAACUGGCAUUUCUCGGAAGCUAGGAAAUCCAUGACACUCAAGGAAAACUAUGAAUCUCGAAAGCGGUUUAUACCGCAGCAGGGGCUUUCUCAAACUUUCCAUGAUACAAUCAAGGUUACCCGAUGGCUCGGGGUGCGGUAUCUAUGGAUCGACACCUUCUGUAUCAUCCAAGAUGACCCUGACGAUUGGGCACAGCAAGCAUCCCAAAUGGGUGAUAUAUUUGAAGGGGCAUAUAUCACUAUUGCUGCCCAUAGUGGCCUAGAUAGCUCGCCAACCGAUGGCUGCUUUCUCGAGAGAAAGAGUGUCCGCGAAGUGGGCCUGCCUGAUGGCAAUGGAGACCAGUUUUCCGCGUUUAUUAUAUACAGGGGGUACCGGGGAAGCGAUCUUCAUGAUUUGGAUAACGGCCCAUCCUUGAUGAGAAGGGGAUGGUGUGUACAAGAGCGUCUUCUUUCGCCCCGCAUCCUCCAUUUUCGGCCAUGGGAGGUUAGCUUUGAAUGCUUUACCCGCAGGCACUGUGAGUGUCAAAAACUGUCUUUAGGGAUUACUGAUGGAGGGAACAUGCAUGAACCUAAGAGUCUUCUGGGCGAUGCUUUCCAUAUAUCAGCGCAUGGGCAGGAGUUAAAUGGGAACGAUUAUCGGUACGCUUGGGACAGCAUUGUCAAUAUUUACUGUACAGCCGAUCUCACAGUCCCAACGGACCGACUAGCAGCGUUGUCCAGUCUGGUUCAACGAAUGCCGCGGCAGAUAUUUGGCGAUUACCUGGCCGGCUUAUGGUCGAAAAAUCUGAUUUCCGAGCUGGCCUGGUCGACGGGCGAGUUCGGUAGGUACUUUCGAUAUCAGCAAUACGUUGCUCCGAGCUUUUCGUGGGCAUCUAUUCAUGGUGGUGCUGUCAUGAUAGACCGGGGGAGGUAUUUCAAAGGCGCUGAGCAUAAGGCUUGCGCACUUGACGCAGGAACUGUCCCUGCAACUCACGACCCAUGGGGCCAAUUCAAGAAGGCUUCAUUUACCUGCGACUGCGAAUUUGUGAAGCUGAACUCAUAUUGA
Aspergillus nomiae NRRL 13137 is the source of this 1743-nucleotide messenger RNA. RefSeq names its product HET domain-containing protein. The annotation marks the transcript as partial. The record is from RefSeq and is a predicted model, not a curated record. NCBI's taxonomy places the organism in Eukaryota, Fungi, Ascomycota, Eurotiomycetes, Eurotiales, Aspergillaceae. The transcript has 2 exons.